GAGAAGAGUUUCUCCAACUCCAGCAGAGGCGUUACCCCUCCUUUUCCCUUCUUCGCAUCUAGUUCUCUUUGAGGGAUGUGACGCUCCGAAAGCCCCUGCAGGAAGCACGUUUCUGUUCCUAAAGACAGGCUGAGGCCUAACAGGGCUCUCCUAGUCUGGAUGACUUCAGCUGAACUUUGGCAGAGCCGUAGAUCCCACUGAGGAUUGGAGGCUUAAGCUGCUGUGCUCUUGUUUGCUCUUGGCUUCAAAUGCAGCUCUGAGGCCUCUUGCCAGGGUCACAAGUACUUUUUCUCAUGAGCAGCUCGAGCGAUCGUAGCUUGGGCCAUAAGAAAGCAGGAAAAAACGUAUCUUGCUCAGCAAUAUUAAUUUGGAAAGAUGAUCUGCACUUCGGAAAGCUGGAAGGAACAAGCUAGAAGAAAGUCUUCUCUUUUUCCUGAGAAUUAACAAAGCUUAAUUAGUGCCUCCUUUCUUCAGUAUCUAUUGUCUGAGAAAUGGGCUGCCAUUCUCACAAACCUUUUUGGCUUGGAUGGACCUAGGAGAAAUGUCUUCCCAGGAAGGUUUGUUACCAGCUGGACACAAGAUCAUGGAGGGAAAUGUCUCUACUGAAAAAAGAAAGGGCUGCAUAAAGCAGUGUGUUAAAAGUACUUCUAGACCCAAACAGCCUGACAAGCGCCCUGAACAUGUAAAUAAUUUUUCUCUCAGUGGGCCAACCUGGAUUCCAGUGGGACAGAAAGGGUCUAUAAGUAAGUCCACUUCUGUUUUGGAGUCCAAGGUUAAAGCUCUGAAAGAGAGAAGGAACCUCAUAAACAGGCAACCUGAAGCAACACCUCAGGAAGAGGCAUCUCUGAAGAAGGCCAAAGCCUGCAAAGGAGAGCCACCAACAGAGCCUGCUCUUCAGAAUGCAGUAGUGGAGCCACAAGCUCAGAUCCGCACUUACUUGACAGAUGUGCUGCUGGACAGCACUGACUAUCCACAUCAGAUGCAGGAGGAAUCUCAGGGAACAAUCCUUCCACAUCCAUACAUCAAUGAUUCUGAAACACAAUCUAUGGGAACAGAAGACUCCACAGGGAUGAGCUCACCAAAAGAAUUCAGGAGGCUCCCAGAAAGAAAUAUACCAGAUAAAAAGAGUUCUUUAGGAAGCACUACAAAAAAAGCAUCCUUAAGUGCCAUCUGUGGAACUGGCUCUUUAAAGGAUAUUUCCUUUAUCCCAAAAUCUUUUGAAGAAGCAAAUGGUAGAGAAGACCCUCUCAUUCGGCCGAAGGAGUUAGAAAGCAAUUCCUCUAUGAAAGAAAAUGACACCUCUGAGAUGGCAUCAGCUGGGAGGAUUUGGAGAACGGAUAGCUGGGACAGUCUUGGCAGCGGCAGUGGCAAUUUCAGUACUUUGUCUUUAGCAGAGAGAGUGGAAAGAAACCGGUCUAUGUUGCAGGAGAUGCUGAGCACAUCACAACUGAAUAGCCAUUACUCACAGGAACUGCAUACUCUGAAUAGUUACAGGAAAGAAAUCCCGGACCUUGGAAAUGAUGGGUCUAAAAAUGAGAUUCUGCUGAAUGAUGGAGACUGGGAUUCUAGUGUCUCCUUACAGGAUUCUAAAGGCUACCGGGUCUUUGUUCCUAACCAGGAGCUGGAGCUGAGCCCCAGGCAUGAACAGGCCAAGCAGCUGCUGCAGAGGGCACGUAUGAAGGCCAGGACAAACCCCCUCCGAGCCAGCCAUAACAUCCUGCCUACCGCCCCCCCAGAAAAGAGGGGUACUUGUAGAUUCUCUCCUGCAGAUGCAAAAGACUUUGCUUUGAACGAUAGAAAUAUCCAUACUAGUGGAAACCAGAGUGAUUCAUCUAGUGGAGAAUCCAGCUGUGGGCAGCAGAGAAAGCGAGGGCCAUCUCCUUCUCGGGUGCGUUUUGAGGAUGAAUCUGCAAGGGAUGCUGAGGUUCGUUAUCUGGAACGCCUGCAACAACGCCAGAAACGGCCCUUAGAUUCAGUUCUCUUAUCUCUUGGCCGGGGCCCACUGCUCUCCAAACCAGAUCUUUCUGACUAUAUAAAUGGUGACCUCCAGCGUAAAGAUGGUAACGUCAGCAAACCUGUCUGGGAACAUCAAAGCAUGGGACAGGUAGCAAAAAUGCUUACUCACCAGAGCAACAGAGGGUGCUCUGAAAAAGGGAAGCCUCUGCAGGAAAAUAAAGAAAGGAAAUGUAGUGCCUGUGGGUCUUAUAUCAACGAUUCAGCAGACACUAGAGUCAAGCAAACUGGGAAUGGCAAGCAUGAGAGUGCUAAUGUCCUUCAUGGAGGCAGUGAUGCUGUUCACACUAAUGGAAACAAAGAGCUUGGUGCUUCCCAGGAGAACUCACGAACAAAGUCUCUGGGUCCCAAAGGGACUCCAUUGUGGAUCCUUCCUUCUCGGCAGCGUGUUUAUACAGAAUGCAUCAGGGAGACAUAUAUUGGGGAAGUUACUUGCACUGAAGAUGUGGACUCAGCUUUAGGCAGUACCACUGACACAUCAGACAGCUACAGGACAGACAGUGAAGAAGCUGGCAUCAGUGGUCAGCAAUUUGGAAUCAAAAAUUGGCUUGGUGUCCCCAGGCCAUUGUAUCCUUCAGAGAAGAAAGCCAAUACUGUUACCAGGGAUAGGCACUGGGAAAAUGGCAGCUGCAAAACUAGUGAAGAAGUUAUCUGGGGUAACAUUCCUAACGUAAGCAGAAUGGACAUUGGGUCAAAUACUGAUGAAGCAAACAACUGCAGCUUGCAGGGGGACUCUGAGGUAAGAGAUCAGGUGACCCAAACCACCGUUUCCAGAAGCAACCAACUGGUAGAUCUGUGUCAAGUGGCGAAGGAAGACAAAGCCAAAGCACAAACAAGAGUACAUGGUGCCCAAUUGAGGGAACCCAUAUCUCCCAUCUAUUCUCAGCAGCUGCUUUCCCAUGAUGGUGUAGAAGAUCCUAUGAACAGACCAGUCAAUAAUUUAUGUCAAGCCGAGCAGCAAACAAAACAGGUGGCCACCAGCUACAAUGUAAUGAAUCUAAUACCAGCACCCCCUAUUAAUGGAAAAGUCCACUCCUCCCCCAUGAAUUAUAGGAGAACUGUUUUAACAGGCAGCUACAAGUUGAUCAAACAGGAUCCUGGGCAUAUAAACAAAACCAACCAACCAUCAAUUUCAGCUGCCUCUAGUGGUUUCCAGGAUGUGGGUGUAUCUGGGCUGGAGGAGCAUAAUGGCCAGCAGAAUCCAGGAAUACUCUCCAAACAUCUGGCUUUGUCCUCCAAUAAUCACAAUAACAUAUCUACCAAGCCAGAGCUCCAAACCUUAAUAACUGGCAGAGAUGAGCAGCUUCAGGAGAGUGAGAAGAAGGGAAAAAAUCAAGUAGGUCCAUCAUCCUCAACGUGUGGUGUUCCCCCUGUUGCUCCCAAUGUCAUCAGUUCCACUGCUAUUAAUCUCUCCUUGACAACUGAAGAGACCAACUUCACAAUCUCCACUAAGUCAAUCAUUAGAGAAGCUCCAGUAGCAGAGACGCAGAAGAUAAAACCCGGGCAAGCAAAUAUUAUUCAACGCAAACACUUAGAAGUCUACCCAAAGAAGCAGCAAUCCACCAAGAAAGUAGAAGUCUCUUCUACAUCAGGAUUAAAAAAAUUCUUCACCACUCUGAGUCAGAGCACCAAACAAAGAUUGGGCAGAUUCCGAUGUUAUAGCAUGGAACAGCUUUCUAUGCCAGAAUCAGGAGCUGCAAUUCCCAACAUGGAACCUGGUCCAGAUACCACCUGUUCUCCAAAAAUGAAGAAAGUACCUUCCCUACAGUCCUUACAGAUGGUGUCGCCUUUCUACCAACCAAGAAAAGCCUCUUCUGUUCAAAAUCUGCAUUCCUUUUUGGGCAGGAACAAUCGGUCCAAUGUCUACCUGGUGGGGGAACCAAAGGAUGAGGAAGCUUUUCCUAACAGGAAAACAAGGACACAGCAUAGAAGAUCCCUUAGCGUAGAGGACAUUGGAUCCCCCAACUUGGUGAGAACUGUUGGGCGGGUGAUAGCGAUUUUUCCCGAUGGAACUAGCCAAUUAGAAUUGGAGCGCUCCCCACAAGGCAACUUUGGGUUUCGUGUUUCUUCAGGGAAUGGUCGGCCUGAUACAGGUAUCUAUGUUCAGGAGAUGGCAGACACCAGUACAGCUAAACUCUAUGCUGGACUCCUAGAAGUCGGGGAUGAGAUACUUGAAGUAAAUGGUGCCAAGGUUGCUGGGCUGGGCCUAGCCCGGAUCAAUGAACUGCUCUUGUGGACAGAGACUCUCUCCCUUAGGGUGCUGAGGCAGAGACCUGUUCGGCAGUAGCAGAAGGCAAGAUGCUUGCGAGGGAAGCUUGAACGGGCAGCUUGUCUUGUGAACAGUGCAAGGAACUUCUGGUGCCUCUUAAGCCUACCUGAGACUUGGAGUUUUCAUCUCUGUCUCAGUGCUUUUAUGACUUGGAUGUGGAUGGAGGCACAAUCCAACCCCAUGGGUUAUCCUGUAAUUGAAGCUGGUGUGUAUUAAAUAUUUAAUUUAUGCAAAGAUUGGCCAUGCAAUCUGGAUUCUCUCCAUCACCAAGGAAUAGGAAUUAGAUAUCUGGCAUUACCCUGCACAUAGAAUCAGGUGGGCAUCAGGUAACAAUUUGUGGUUAAAGACUUAUCUUUUGACCACCAACGUCCCCAUAAACCCUUUACUUAAAAAUUGGAGGAUGCUGGAUCAUCUUAAAUUCAUAUUGUAAGCAUAACAAGUUGGGUGUGUUCAUAAAAGCUUUUUAAAAACAUUCAGGCUAAUAAUUUGCUUUUGCUCUAAAUAUAGCUCAUUGUUUGAUAUCAU
This is a messenger RNA of Python bivittatus (Burmese python), 4807 nucleotides long. RefSeq names its product KIAA1614 ortholog. Gene Ontology annotation, cellular component: cell cortex; apical plasma membrane; nucleus. The record is from RefSeq and is a predicted model, not a curated record. Gene Ontology annotation, molecular function: protein binding. NCBI's taxonomy places the organism in Eukaryota, Metazoa, Chordata, Lepidosauria, Squamata, Pythonidae. Gene Ontology annotation, biological process: regulation of cellular localization; establishment or maintenance of cell polarity; centrosome cycle.